AUGGAUGGAGCGUCCGCAGACAUUCGUGAGGUUGGCAUUGCUCAACCCAGUCCAACACCAAAUGCUAUCACGGCACCUCCAAGAACAACACAGAAUCUCCCAGGCCGCCGUCGACGCCCUCGUCGAAUUCUUAGCACAGUGCUGGCAAUUCUGAAGAUAGGGUUCGUGUACAUCAUCCCUGGUGCUUUCUUCCUCGUCCUGGCUACAGCAAUAUUCCUCGGCCUACCUUUCUCCGUACUUUCCGCGUACGGCGCGCUCGUCAUGUUCGUUGGCAACGCCAUCCUACGCGCCGCGCCUCUCGACCACUAUACAACCCACGAGCUCGCAGCCGCAAUCGGAGCUACCGGGUCCCCUUUCGCCUGCAUCAUCGUCGCAAUCGUCCUGCAGUGCCUACCCCGCCAGCUGACCGAGACAGACCCGCCCCGGUAUGCUCGAUACGCGCGCCGCCCGCGCUUGCCGCUCUGGGGCGACUCCGACAGCGAACAAGACACGAACCCCGCCGGAACCACGGUCAUGCCCUGGUACACCGCGUUUCUGACGACGGUGGUGGUCAACACGCUGGGCGCGGUGAUUGGAUGCAGGAUUCUCCUCCUCCAUCACGUUGAUCUGAAGGGCAUGGACACACUGCACGCUGCUCGUGCUGGUACGCUCGGCGGGGCGGUCAUGGGCUUUGGAACGGUGUUUGCCGGCCCGGUGAUCAUGGACGUUCUGUCGAUCAUUUUAGCGCCCGUGUGGUCGGCGAUGCUGUUAGCGGUGAAUUGGGUGUAUGUGCGGUCGAAGGAGACUUGGACAAAAAGGUUACGUCCGUAUUCGGGGCGUCAGUGGUGUGGAGCAAAUUCGGACGCCGACCAGGAGGUCGAAGGCUUGCAACGAGGGGAUGCAUAA
This is a messenger RNA of Cyclocybe aegerita, 885 nucleotides long. Lineage: Eukaryota; Fungi; Basidiomycota; Agaricomycetes; Agaricales; Hemipholiotaceae. The record is from the annotation of a GenBank genome assembly.